Moneuplotes crassus is the source of this 1243-nucleotide messenger RNA. The record is from the annotation of a GenBank genome assembly. Lineage: Eukaryota; Ciliophora; Spirotrichea; Euplotida; Euplotidae.
AGGCUCGCAUGUAUACUAAGAAUAAACUAAAUGUUCCAUCUAAUCACGAAAGUAGCGGCAGAAAUUCCUAUGUUCUACCAAAGAGAACUAUUAUUAAUACGAUAGAUUGUGAUGUGGGAAAUUCCAAAAUCCACUACCCAAAGAAAAGCGGGCACUUUAAUUUAAUGUCAAAUAAGCAAGCUAAUAAAUCUCUGAUGCACAAUUCCUAUAACUCUCAAAUCAAGUCUGCCAGAAAGAGGCAUAAUCGAUCAAAUUCUAUCAGAGAGGACCUAGAAACUGCAAGUUUGAGCCCUGAAACUACAACUUCGAAGUUAUCAAAGGGGCAUAGCAACAUGAAGACAAACCCAAGGACUAUUGCACUUCGGCUAAAUCUGAGUGAGUACAACACUUCUGACAAUAAACCUUUCAAGAAGGCUAAAUAAAGUCAGUGGAGUGGCCACCGACCGGGACUGUAAGAAACUCGUACGAAAAUAAGCCCAAAAAAUCUGAAGGAAGAACCAGCGUUACACAAAACCAAAAGUUGAGGGUGAUCCAGACUGCAGGUCAUUCGAAGAACCCGUCUCUGAGUAACUCUAAUAGGGUUCAUGACUACCAGACAAAGAGAGAUAGGAAUCUGAAUAAGAUCUGGAUGAAAAUCAGAAAAAUUUCAACAAAGAGGUCAUCAAACCCGAGCAUGAAGAAGAAAAACACGAAGAAAAAGUUAGCACAUAUGGACUAUCCAGAAGGCAGGAAAUCGUACAAGACGCCAAUCAUCGACAAAACAGUAGUUUUGAAAGUCUCUCCAGAAAUUAGAAAGAUUAAAAAGAUGAAAGGGAUAAAAACAGCCCGAGUCAAGAAAAGUUCUGGGAAGAAGCCCAUCAAGUAUAAUUUAGAAAAGUGCUUGGGGUUGGGCACAGAUGAAAAUGCUAAUACUCCAUUGAAGCAAGCUCAAGAAAAUAGCAAUUUAGAUGAAUACCUUACCCGAAACUCAAAGGUUAGCGACACUCCUAGUAGUUCUAAAUGAUCAAUUAAACAAGCAGGAGAGAAUAACUCCUUACUUCUAAACACAAAUUAUGCCAGUUCAUUAGCACAAGAAGUGCAGUACCUAGAGUCCAAGAAGAAAUCUCUUCUGUGAGAUAUUGCUUCUCUAGAGCAUAAAGUCAAGACUCUCAAAGAUGAAAAGGAGGCUCUUGAGAUGGAGAAGGUACAAGACUAUUACCGAGAGAUACAAAUGAGAGACCAUAACAUAUUCCUUUAAAACAAU